This is a messenger RNA of Anopheles merus, 2080 nucleotides long. RefSeq names its product clotting factor B-like. Lineage: Eukaryota; Metazoa; Arthropoda; Insecta; Diptera; Culicidae. Gene Ontology annotation, biological process: proteolysis. The transcript has 7 exons. Gene Ontology annotation, molecular function: serine-type endopeptidase activity. The coding region runs from base 339 to 1913 and encodes 524 amino acids. The record is from RefSeq and is a predicted model, not a curated record.
GGUCAUCAAUAAGCUGGCCGCAUUACAGUUCAAUUUCAAACGGUCGCGAGUCAAUGUCACGGACAGCAUCCACCACGGCGGGACACUUUUCCGGCUCGCGGUUUUCGAUUCUUUAACCAGAGAGAGCGAGAGAGAGAGAGAGCAGACUGAAAGUGAUUCUUCAGUGGUUCUCGGGUGUGUCGAGUUUUGGUUCGAAAACUAUUCAUCAAAUUUGAAGCAGAUUAAUAAACAAGUGCAUUUACAGUGGUGGUGAAAGUGGUGCAACACAGAACACAGUUAACGGUGGUGAACGUGGUGGUGGUGGUGGUUUGUGGUGCCGUACUCGGCGCGUCGGCACAAUGCCGUCGGUACGUGUGAUUUUCGCCAUUGCCGUGUGCUUGUCGGCCACUGUGGCAAGUGUGGAUGAAAGUGAGCCAAAUGCGCCUGAUGAUACCGUUGUAAUUGAAGCUGCUCAACCACCGCCACGUCAGCCCCGCCAAGUGUGGCUGAACGCGCACGUACCGCAUGCCGACUGGAAGCAGACGCUCGGCGACGGCAGCCCCUGCCUAACCGCCAAGGGCCACCUCGGCUUUUGUACCUCGUUCCGCAAGUGCUACCCCUACUUCAAGGUGCCCGAUCUGAGCGUCUGGGAGUCGUGGGUGCUGGGCAACUACGACACCUGCAGCUACUUCAACGAGCAGGGCCGCCAAGCGUUCGGUGUGUGCUGUACCAAUCCCAUCACACCGCUACCGAUCGACUCCAGCCCGGUGAUUGAGGCCGUUCCAGGGGUGAUACUGCCGGCCAGCACGGGGCUCGGCUCGGAACCCAACAAACCGCCCAACAAGAACAACAACUACCCGAGCUGGCCACCGCCAAUUCCGACCCACCCGCCGGACCACACGCCGGCCACCCAUCCGCCCGCGUUCGGUGGCCCACCGGCACCGACCACCGUCUCGUCCGUCGUUGACCCUGCGGCGUCCGAACCGACCCAAAGGCCGACGACCACCUGGCCAACCCGACCCCGUCCACCGCAGGUUCCGAAUCAACCGACGCCGGCGCCACCGGCCCAACCGAUCGGCGUUUGGCCACCGCCCGUACCGACCCAUCCGCCGCUGGAAAUCUCCACCCUGCCGCCCUCCUCGUCCGGAGUCGUCGUGAGCGAUCCGUCCAAUCUUGGCUGUGGCGUGAAAAAUGGCAAUCCGGACACGGAACGAAUCGUCGGAGGUCACAAUGCGGACCCGAACGAGUGGCCCUGGAUAGCGGGACUCUUCAACAAUGGGCGCCAGUUUUGCGGUGGAUCGCUGAUCGAUAGCAUCCACAUCCUGACAGCUGCCCAUUGCGUUGCCCAUAUGAGCUCCUACGACGUGGCACGUCUGUCAGUGAAGCUUGGCGAUCAUAAUAUCCGCUCCAACACGGAGGUACAGCACGUGGAACGGCGCGUCAAGCGACUGGUCCGUCAUCGCGGUUUCGACUCGAGAACGUUGUACAACGAUGUGGCCGUCCUGACGAUGGACCAAGCAGUACCGUUUACGAAGCAAGUGCGACCGAUCUGUCUGCCGGCCGCGGACAGCACGAGAGCUUACAGUGGCCUAACGGCGACCGUUAUCGGUUGGGGUAGUUUGAGAGAAAAUGGACCACAGCCAGCGAUCCUGCAGGAGGUGAAUCUACCGAUCUGGACGAACAAUGAGUGCCGCAUCAAGUACGGGCCGGCCGCACCGGGUGGCAUUAUCGAUACGAUGCUUUGCGCUGGCCAGGCGGCGAAGGAUUCGUGCAGUGGUGACUCGGGUGGUCCGCUGAUGGUGAACGAUGGCAAGUGGACGCAGGUCGGUGUCGUUUCGUGGGGCAUCGGUUGCGGCAAGGGCCAGUAUCCGGGUGUGUACACACGGGUGACCGCCUUCCUGCCGUGGAUUAAGAAAAACAUCAACGAUGCAUAAAGCGGUUCCCCGGUGCCGUGGGCGAAAGGAUCGAGAAGAUCACAAACACAAACACACAACAAUUGCCAUUCACAAAAGUGCCCCCUUUUUCUCGACCCCACACUUAAUCGCGCUUGAAAAGAAGCACUUUUUUUAAACGUAAAUAAACAGUGACUGAAUAAACUAAA